CUGGCGGGGAGGGAAGGACGCGGCCCCGCGGCGGCAGCAGCCCGGCUUUGGCCAUGAAGAGGAAACAGAAGAGAUUUCUGCAAAUGACGCUGCUCUUCACCGCGGCGCUGAUUUUCCUGCCCGACAUCGGCCUCUGGUCUCUCUAUAGAGAGAAGCACCUGGUGAAGCCGGCCGAGCCCGCCGAGCCUCAGACAGUUCCACUGGGGCUGGGAGAUGGGCAGUUGUUCACCUGGACUGAUGGACUGAAAAGGAAGGAUUGGCAUGAUUAUGAAAGUAUUCAAAAAGAUGCUAUGCGUUCAGGGAAAGGUGAACACGGAAAGCCGUACCCUCUGACAGAGGAAGACCAUGAUGAUUCAGCUUAUAGAGAAAAUGGCUUCAACAUAUUUGUUAGCAACAAUAUAGCACUGGAGCGAUCUCUGCCAGACAUCCGACAUCCUAACUGUAAGCACAAGGUGUACUUGGAAAAGCUACCAAAUACCAGCAUAAUUAUCCCAUUUCAUAAUGAAGGCUGGACUUCCCUCUUGCGAACAAUACACAGUAUUAUCAACCGCACUCCAGACAGCCUGAUUGCAGAAAUCAUUCUUGUGGACGACUUCAGUGACAGAGAACAUUUAAAAGAGAAGCUGGAGGAAUACAUGGUCCGUUUUGCCAAAGUGAGGAUUGUACGUACCAAGAAACGAGAAGGGCUCAUUCGGACCAGACUGUUAGGAGCCUCGCUGGCUAGAGGAGAAGUCUUGACAUUUCUGGAUUCCCAUUGCGAAGUCAACGUGAAUUGGCUGCCUCCCCUGCUUAACCAGAUUGCACUAAACCACAAAACCAUCGUGUGUCCUAUGAUCGAUGUCAUUGACCACAAUCAUUUUGGCUACGAGGCACAGGCAGGGGAUGCCAUGCGAGGAGCUUUUGACUGGGAAAUGUACUACAAAAGAAUCCCGAUUCCUCCUGAGCUCCAGAGAGCUGAUCCCAGCGACCCCUUUGAGUCUCCUGUGAUGGCUGGAGGUCUAUUUGCCGUUAACCGGAAGUGGUUUUGGGAGCUGGGAGGCUACGAUCCAGGAUUAGAAAUAUGGGGAGGAGAGCAGUAUGAAAUCUCCUUUAAGGUGUGGAUGUGUGGAGGUGGCAUGUUCGAUGUUCCAUGCUCUAGAGUUGGGCAUAUCUACAGGAAGUAUGUCCCUUAUAAAGUUCCUUCUGGCACCAGCCUAGCACGUAACCUGAAGCGUGUGGCAGAGACAUGGAUGGAUGAGUUUGCAGAGUACAUCUACCAGCGACGGCCCGAGUACAGACAUCUCUCGACUGGUGACAUCUCUGCCCAGAAGGAGCUUCGCAAGCACCUGAAAUGUAAAGAUUUCAAGUGGUUCAUGGCUGCAGUGGCUUGGGAUGUCCCCAAAUAUUACCCACCUGUGGAGCCUCCACCUGCUGCCUGGGGGGAGAUUCGAAAUGUGGCAGCCAAUCUCUGUGUGGACAGCAAACAUGGAGCCACAGGGACUGAACUGAGGCUAGACAUUUGUGUGAAGGAUGGCUCAGAACGGACGUGGUCACAUGAACAGCUGUUCACCUUCGGAUGGAGAGAAGACAUCCGUCCUGGGGAGCCGCUUCACACCAGGAAGUUCUGCUUCGAUGCCAUCUCACACAGUAGCCCUGUCACACUGUAUGACUGUCAUGGGAUGAAGGGGAACCAGCACUGGAGCUAUAGGAAGGACAAAACUUUGUUCCAUCCGGUAAGCAGCAGCUGCAUAGAUUGCAACCCAUCUGAAAAGAAGAUUUUCAUGAACAGAUGUGAUCCUUUAUCUGAAACUCAACAGUGGGUUUUUGAACAUAUUAAUAUGACUGUUUUAGAAAAAUUUAACAGCAAGGCCAGUUCCUAGGGAAAAUUAAAAAAUGAACACACCCAGUUACACACAGCCUGCAGACCACGUUUUCGCCAGCAUCUGGGUCGAAGGAGUCAGGAAUUAAAUUUCCUAGAUCCAGGAAGUCUGCUCUAAGGAUUAAGAAAAUGCCCCAGCAAGAGCCAGCAGGCUGUCCUUGAGGAUGUACAGUAUCUGAAGAACUUGGCUAGGAGCCUCACCGGAUGCUGCUGAGAACUUCAGGCUGAAAAUUCCCUUGCUGGUCAAGGGAAAAUUUUGUUUAAAAACUGUUUGAAAGUACUCCAAGUUAAUAAAGUAAAACAAAACUCUAGAGUUUCUCAGGUCUAAUCCUGCUGUAGUGAGUAGUUCAGAACAGACGCUGUGAUUUGGGACGGGUGUAUGGUGUGCAUGACGGCUACAGGAACCUGAAGAAAUCCCAGGUUUUAGAACUAAACAUGCUGUUGGAAGAAUAAUGAUGUCCCAGCACUCCCUAGACAAGAUAUAUGCUCUGUUGAUAUUCUCAUUAUAAAAGGUCGGGUUAAGCAGGUUUAACCCUCAGAACUGCUGCAAUUAAUUUUAAAUACCUCCCUUUUACAUUCCAUUCAUUACCAAAAUAGGAAUGGUAGAAAUCUUAGGGUCUAGAAUUACACUGUAGUGAAGCAUGAAAUAAACUGUAAGGUUUUGCCCUCACAUUUCUCCCUUCAGUUGGGAAAAAAAAAAAAAAAACAAAAUCAUAAAGCAAUCAAAUUUCUAUACGUGGUAUAUUUAGCAGUUGUGAUUCAAAUCCCGUUGUCACACAUGGUGAGAUUGUUCUUUCAGUGACAAAUGUAAAAGCAGCUGCAACAUAAUAGAAGGCAUGUGGACUAGCUAUCUUUCCUAAGGUAGAAUCCUUACCAAAGUGUACAUUAAGUUAAAAAUAGGUUGAAAAAAAUCAUCAUGAGAGCAGGAAAUAAUUGCAUACUGCAUGCUGAACUAGGUUAGUCAAAUUAACAUUGGUACACUGCCAUCACCUAAAAAAGCACUGUUUCUCUGUAGUGCAGCUUAAAAGGUCUUGCAGAAAUCAUGUGGUGUUCUUGUCAGAUAUAAGUGGAGAGAAAAUUUGACAUGAAGCGAGUUGGGUGGUUUCAGAGUUCUUGAUGAAAUCUGUGAUGGAGAUCACAUGAACCGAAGCUGUCAAGUGAAUGAUACUGCAGAUCUCAUGGUGGAGGAAAGGAGGAAUGAAACGUUACACGUGGCUGUAUUUUGGUGCUUUAGGCACUGAUGCAAUUCAGAUUCAGACAGACUUUCACACUGAUGGGCAUUAUGGCACGUGGUGUCCCUCACACCCAUCGAGCUGUUGUCAUGUGAGGCCACUAAAACUUAUUUGAAAAGCCUAUGGCUCUUCUCAGAAGGAAUCAAUUAAUGCUAAUAUGUGGACAUAACUAACAGGUUUGGGAUUUUUCAAGGUGAGAGCAUGUGUAUAUGUGCAUCAAAUGAGUAUGUGGACUGCUUUUGUUUGAAAGGCCUUUACAGACAAAAGCACCAUAAAUGUGGAUAGAUGAAAUUCCCCAGAGGUGGCUGUAACAGUGCCGUCGGCUUCCAAAAAUAUCAUAAGGAAUUAAGUUGCUCAGUCUGACUGCUGGAGAAAUGGCUGACUAGCCAGAAUACUGCUGUAUAAGCUAUCAUGUUUUGAGGCAGAAGGGCAAAUGUGUUUUGUUUAUUGCUCCUUGCUCUCUAUUUAGGCUCAAAGAGUGUUGAUUGUAUCCGAAGGAUGUUUCUCAUACCAGUUAGUGUACACUAUUUUAUGACAGCACCUGUAGUUGCAGAUUAAAAAUUGUGUUAACCUAAAAUUGUUGGUUAUAGGAACUUUUUAGGAAGGGAAUGAGAUCCUGAAGCAUUUAGGAUGCAUGCACUUGGAUGCAUCCAUACACUCAGUAAUUGCUGCAAGUUAGUGAAGAGGCCUUUUAAUUUAAGAAAAACAACUAUAGGCAUCAUUUUAUGAUUUUAAAGCAAAAGAAUUUUCUUAGGUACUGUUUUAAUUUAAUUAUGCUGCACUGAAGGACAGAAGCAGAAAGACUAAUGCGUAGGGAUAUUUAGGUUGCUGUCAGUACACAGAAGCAGUCUGGGCACUGAAGGCUGCCAGCCUUCACAGAUACAGUUCUUGUAGCAUCAUCAUUUAUUUGCAGCCUGAACGUGAGAAAUGAGAAUUUGGGUAAAGAAGAAAAUGGGCACCUAAAAUGUAAAUUCAGUCCUCAAGCUGCUGAUUGAAACUGCCCCUAAACUGUUGAAGUCCCAUAUGCCCAAAAUAGAGAGGUAAAGGAGAACUGCUAAACCAGCUGAGCAAUUUAUAAUAUGCACAGAUUGGUAGGGUUAUAUCAUUCAGUCUCUGCCUGCAUCUUGGUGGUCUGACUUUGAAAUGUCUAAUGGGAACUAUACUGCUGCUGGGGCAGAGAUCUUCUAUGCCUUUUACAACCCUCAUUAAUUAAUAUUGCACAGCAUCCUGCACUGUCAAAGCAAAGCUUUCCAUUACUCAGUUGAACAGUGAUUGUAAGCUCUGGUAGUCCCUGUCAGAUAACAAUCCAUCUGAAUGGUAUCCAGAUGUUUAGGAAAAUUCUGUUCUAUGUAUUGUUUUCAGUUUUUAUAGGCAAAAUAUUAGAAAAGAGAUAUUAGAGUUUUUCACGUCAGCAGUGAGCAGCUUUUGAUUAAUCUGGAAAUAUAAUGUUUAUGUGACAGUACAGAUCUUGAGAAACAUCUAAUAUCUUGCCACAGUGUGGCAUACACACACACAUACAUACAUAUAUAUAUAUAUAUAUACACACACAUGUAUGUAUACAUUACCAGUGGAAAGAGACAAGAGAUGGGUGGAGGAGAGGUUUGUUCUCACUUCAUGGGCUGAGAUUUCAGGUAUUUAUUAUAACACAGGAAAAAAGAAAAGAAAGAUAGCAGUCAAUAGCCUAGUAGAGAAGACAGUUACUUCACUGUUUUCAGUUUAAGCAUUUUUCUCUUUUUAAAAACAUGAAAAAAGCUCUUAUGCAGCUUCUCACAGGCAGCUGUAAUCCUCCUGCUGAGCAGAGAAGGUGGCCCUAGGGACUGAGUUUCAGAGCUGUGCUCCUGUAGCAUUUGGGCUGAUGGAUUCACAAAAAGGUUAUGACUUGCUAAGCAUGGGACGCCUUCAGCAGGAAGUGUUAUGAAUAAUAAACGGUCAUCCCUACCUCUAAAUUAAAUUCUGUCUUGAGAGUUCUCCAAAGCUUUCCACUGAUAAUAGCAUUUCAUGACUAAUUUAGCAUUCAGAAUUUCUUUAAGUCUUCCACAACCAUAUCUUUUUUUUUCACUCAGUGGACAUCUGAGCAAGUAAAAAGAUAGGAUGGACAGAUAUAUUUUCCUUCCAUAUUUAAUCAGAAGUGUUUAACUUCAGUCCACAUUCCUUCCAAAGACCAUGAAAUUUCUGUACAAAAAGGUGUUUACAAAAUACUACAUAGUGCACAGGUUGCACUGACUGAUAAUUUCAGUGAAAUUCCAGCUGGUGAUUAGCUUCAGUUUUUCUGCUGAUUGUUUUAUGGGAAUUUAAUCAACACACCCAAAAAAAUAUUUGUAUCUUUAAAGUUCAUAGCACCUACCCUAAACUUUUCUCACUUGAGGCUUUCUGACUCUUUCAUAGGUCAGCAAACUACUACUGCUGCAGAUGGUAGCAACUGGAAAAAGUGGAAUAAACACCAAGUGCAAUGAAAACUCUCAAAUCAUUUGUGUUUCCCUGUGCUUAUUCCAAAAUCCAAACUAAGUAGAAGCCCUUGGCAGGGGCAUAAGGGGGAGAGGAUUUGGGAAGCAGCGUUGUACAAAGGCAUGACCUUAUUUCAGGAAAAUGACAUCAUUUGAGAACAAAUGUUUCUGCGACAUUAUGGAUACUUUAGUGAUAUAAUGCAUACUUCCUGAGUGUUAUCAGUUUAUAAAUAAAUGGACUGUAGCUGCUGAACUAGGUCAUCUUCAUGAUAAAGAUAGACUAGGCUUGAAAGGAAGAGACAAGCACUUAACAACCUUUGGUUACUGGCAAUUUACCAAGCAUCAAUGUCUCUGUGACCUCAGUGAAAUCGGAUGCCACAGAAGAUCACAGAAAAAAUGUAUAUGUAUAGCUUAACCAAAUGUAUUCAAUGGGAAGCACCCCUUUAACAGUGGAUAUCAGUCACUUUUGCUUAAAAAAAUAUAUAAAAAUUUUAAUCAGAAUUAAAUUAUAUUUUUACUGCUAACUUCUGCAGGGAGCUUAGUGAGUGGUGGCUUCCAAGCCACCCAGACAGAGUGGGGAAGGAAUGCUUUGGGAAGACAGCUGCUGGGAGGUCACCAGCACGAGUGCAGCCUAUAGCUCAAGAACAUCAGUUUGUAGUGCUGUUGGUCCAGCAUCUUUCCAGGGAACAUAAGAUGUACAUUAAAAAAAGAAUACGAUGACAGAUUUUUAAUCCCUCAAGGUCAUUAGGUGAAACCAUUUCAAAACACUUGAAAACAAAAAGUUGAUUAGAAGUAGCUUUUCUAUAGCUGGUAUUAUGUAUAUGAGAUUAAUGAACUCAUUUGUAUAACUCCUUUCCAAAUCUGUUCCAUAUAUCUCUUAGAAAGUGCACAGAGGUCCUGAGGUUCUUUUAAAGAGGUACUGAGGUUCUGAAGAUCUUGCAGCAUAUGAAAGUAAAUUUUGAAAGGUCUUUAGAAUAUUAUAUCUGGUAUAUAUAAAAGGUAACAACAAAAACAAAACAAACAACAACAAAAGCACCCUGACUUCUUUAGAUUUUGCUAAACUUCUUGUUCUAGAAUAGUAUUCACUGACCAGAAAAUUUUAGGUGAAUCAAUAAUAUAGUUUAGUAGCAGUGCUUAGUGCUUUCUAGUUAAGGUUUCUACUCUUAAAAAUAGAUACGUAUAUGGAAUUGUAAUGAAUACAGUUAGUUGCUGAUAGUCAUUUUCUUGUUAUUUUUUUAACUACAUACAUAAAUCUGUCCUGAAGUGACCUCUUAUCUCAUAUUUUUCUUACUGUAAUUCUGAAUGCACUGGACUGAGAAUAAUCUAAGCAGAGAAAAGACCUUUAAGAACUAUCUAACAAACCUGUGCAGAAACGAACAAACAAUGAGAAAGCUUUGCUGGAAAUGAGCUGCAAAAUGCAUCACAUUCCCAAAGCUUCAGCUGCAUUCAGAAAAUGCUUUCACUUUGUAUGAUGGCUAUAUAUCCUUUCAGUGUAUCAGUAAUAUCACUGGUAUUACCCUUGCACUAGGAUCUCUGAAAAUGAUGUGCUAUCAUUUGGCACAGUAGAUGGACAGCACGCUGCUGGAGAAAAAAAGUGCUUUGGAGGAACAGAUCCUAAAAAAUCCCUUUCAAGCAUUGCAGCCUGGGAUGUCUUUGGAGCCUUCACUAUUUAUAAAAUUCCCGUUUUCUUAGGUUUGGUUUUGUUUGAUUCUUUGUUGCUUUUUGUUUGUUUGUUUACAUAGUACACUGGCACAGGCUGCCCAGAGAGGCUGUGGAGUUUCCUCUUUGGAGAUCUCCAAGAGCUGUCUGGAUAUGGGUCUGGGCCCCAGCUCUGGGUGGCCCUGCUGAUGGAGCAGGGGAUGGAGCAGAGGGACCCAGAGGUCUUUGCCAACAUCAGCCAUCCUGAGAUCCUGUGCCCCAAGGUCCUUCAUGAAAAAAAGUGCUGACAAUAGGGGAACAAAGAGGACACAGGUUAAAAGAAAUAAAAAUGAUAAAGAUAUCAAGUCCUCGGCACAGAUGAGCUUAUUAAGUGUACACAAAGAUAAAUCUGUUUCUUCUGUGUGGCUGUUGCAGUAGAUGAAUGUCUCCCAGGAAAACACAAAUGGGAAGGAGCCACACCAGCAGGAAAGGCCUUAUGUAGCAGUGGAGACAGAGUCACAGUGACCUUUUGUUGAGAAGCAGAUGAAUAGCACCGUAAGAGUGAUAUCACAUAAGGGAUGUGAAGUGAGCUGCAAUGUGACAGGUCUGGUAAGCAAUGCUAUCUAAAAGACAUUAGGACAUGAGAAGGAAAAACUUGGUCCUCAUUAACCUUUGCCCUUAUUAGCUUUGGCAGUACCCCUGACCCUUUGUUAAGGUAUUAGUUGAUGUAAUUAAGUUAAUCCUUCACCCUGGCCAGCAAAUGACCCAUGCUGGAAGGAAUCACAGCCCAAGCAAAUUUUUCUUGGUUAGCUUGAAGCAUCUGAUUGACACAAACUCUUGGCAGUUCAGUCAAAAACCCCGACUAGCACCAAAUCUAAAGCAAUAUAACCAUCCUGAAAGAUCCAUUGGCCCUUUGUGUCCUUCUGUGAAAAAAUAUUUCAAUUGCUUUAAGGAGCAAUUGAUGGUAAUGAUCCUAGAUUGAGAAAACAAGGAGUAAUGAACUUGCACAGAGGUGAAAGGGCAAACAUGCAAUUAUGACGUGGCGGUUUAAUUGAGAAAGGAUGGAGGAAGCAGUUGAUACAAGAGAAGAUGCAGGAAUUGGGUUUAUUUCUGGGUAUGAAGGAAGCAUGAUUUGCAAAGGUUAGCUAUGGAUAACUUUGGGUACCUCUUCAUACCAGUGCUUGCGUGUUUAUUUCCAUCACAGAUGUUCAGAAAUUGAGAGGCAAUCACUCCCACCUCCUCUCGGCAAAGGACUUAAAUUUAGAAGAAAGAACUGUAUAAUCUAAAACAUACUGAUCAUGAGGUAUGUGUGCAGCUACAGCAAAGCUUUGCUGGACACCAAGUCAGUGCUGAGGUUUCCACCAAAGGUGUGUGUGUAUAUCCAAGGAUGCUUUGGGGAUAGCAUGUAGAAGCAGAACGUGAUGGUCACUGCUUUAACUCUAAUGUUUCUCUGCACCUCAGGCUGUUUUGAAACAGGAUAAGUGGUUAACUAAAUUUUCCAGGAAAUAUCAACCCAGGUGAGUACAAAGCAGAUCUGCCUCCUCCCUGUGUGGAUCAAGGUAUCCCAUGUUCCUCUUCAAACGUUGCAUAGAACUCCUAAACAAAAGUAACACCGUGACUCUGUCGUCAUGGCUCUUUGCAGCAUUUGCCUCUUUUUAGCCAUUUCAGUUAUUUUCUUCAUUCUUUUUUCUAUUUGGUCUUUCCUUUAACUCCUCAACUGCAGGAUUUUUUCAGAAUAACAGACCUCCUUCCCUUCCUUCUGGUGUGUGUUCAGCUAUUAUAGACCCCUUCCUCAAGGUAGCAAUGACUAGUGCUGCUCUGAUCUUGCCCUGGCAGAGCCGUGAGCCCUUCUGCACUGGAGACACCUCUGCUGUCUGCUGUGCAGAAUGGUUCCAGAGCAGAAGGGAGAGAUCCUGUCCUUAUGGGUCAGUAUCUCAAUGCAAGUUUUGUCUGUGCUACAGAUGCACCUCAGCACAGGCAGACAAACAUCUGUUUACCUUCUGCAAAGGAGAACACUUCACUGGCAAUCUCCUUUCUUACUCAUCCUUAAAAUUCAGUGCUGAAGUCAGAAAGGGGAUUAUUUAAGAUCAGAAGCAUCUUGUUCCAUCAGUACUUCUUAGAAACAUUCAGAAGCAGCUGAACUUAAACUUCACAAGUAGGUUUUAACUCGUGAUUAUCCAUACUAAGCUCAUAGAUACAAGAAACUGAGUUAUAAUUCCAUUAAAUUAAAAUGUGGUUUGUAUAAGGCAUUAGGGGGUUAUAACAACUUUAAUCGAAGGCAUUAUUUCAAAUGUAAAAUUAGUAUGUAAUCUCUAGUGAAUACAUGAUACAAGUUCACCUUGAGUUGGCUGGAGAGAGGCAGAGUGGCUUUUAUUUUCUCAUAAAACCACAAGUAGAGAGAGAUUGUCCAACAUGCAGCAUGUCUUGCUUUUAUCUGUAUAGAGUUUCAGUUAUUUCUCCAGUAAGUUAGCAAAGGUCAUAUGUAUAUAUAUAUAUAGAAAGAUUUCCUAUGAUUAUCAAAGCUGCACUUGCAGAAAUGGCAGUAAAACAUCCUUUUCUUUCCUAUUAGCAGAAAAUCCUUUCCUUUUUUUCCCGUUUGUGUUUAUACACCUGCAGAGUCAUUUAUUUGUAAACAGAAAACAUUAAUACAGGUUUAACCCUCUCCCUUUGCUAGACGAGUUCCUGGUAGAUCAGAGUACCGGUGUGAAGGCUGUGUUAAAGCAGUGUAGAAAGGACUGUCAGCCAAGGAAUGAGGAUUCCUUAUAGAAGAACAAUAAGCCUCUGUAUGGGAACUGUUGAGCCGUGGCCUUAAACCACUGAUUGAUCACCUGAGGUAAAGACUGGGUCAGCCUUGGGAGCACAGGUGAAAGCAAUUCAGCAGUGUGACCAGAAGGGCUGGAGCCUGGCUCCACCUCUUCUAGACCCCAUUUAAGGGCUGACUGCCAGUAUGGAAGGUCUCUUUCUGGGGGUCCUCCCUUUUGGAGUUUGUGAGCCUAGGAUGUGGGUGAGCAUUUCAUUUUUGAUUGUCUCUUUCCACUAUGGCAGUCUUCCUAACUAUAAGCCUGUUAAAUACCAUCCUAACCACGCUACUCUUCUAACUUGUACAUUUGUUAAUUGUGUGCUCCCUGAAGUUUUAUUUCCUUUAUUUGUAUAAUAUUAGUAUUCAGAUCACAGCUAGUGCUCUGCGUCUAAAGAUAUCAUAGUAAUCUGCACCUGGAACAGUAAUGAUGCUUCAUCAGGGCUCUGCUACCAGCUUUCUUUAUGAAUCUAUGCACCAUGGCUUUGGAAAACCAUUUUUUGGAGUUGGGAGCCUUCGCUAACAGUUGUUGUCCCUGUAAAGGACAUUUCUUCCAGCUUUGGCCUAACCUGUUGUUUUCCACCUAAAACUCUGUUGACUGAAGUAGUUUGGCAUUGACUAACUUUCCAGAAGGUAUCUAGGUAAUCUGCUCCACAUCACAUCCAGUGCUCCACAGUGGUCCAGCCCACAUGGGCACAUACGUGGUUCACAAAGGAUCAGGUGUCAAAACAGAAAGGUAUGGUCCUUUCUGAGCCUUUAAGAUGCUUAUGUUUAUCAGCUAGCCUUUGUGAUGGCCAGAGUGAUUUCCAGGCACCUCUGUCAAUAAGCAGUCUUUCUUGCAGGUAUCCUGUGAAAUUCCCACUUCUCUCAUUUUUCUGAGAGCCUUUGCUUCCUGUUAACAUUCAGGAAUAAAAACCAACUCCUCACAAUUCAGCUAUUACAAACUAAUUUUAAAGGACCAAGAAGGGCAGCGGAUAAGCUUAUGUAAUCUCUGUCCCAUGUGCUUGUAGGCAAGGCAGCCAAUAGUGGUGUGAGCUGGUAAGUAGAUGGUAGAGAUCAGUCCUCAAGAAGUGAGGCAGUUGUCUAAUUUUCUGUGAACUGAGGUCUAGUUCUUUGGUAAGUUUGAUUUAGGAAAUAUAGCUCUCUAGAAAAGAAAGAAUGAAAAUGGGGAAAAUGUUUUUAAGUAUUAUACAGUAGGCUGCGAUUAGUAAUAUAUAAUAUGUAAUAGGUUAAAUAAGAACAUAAACUUCUGUGCUGACUAGUCUGAGAUAGUUGGCUUAGAUCUUUUUAAACAACAGUGGUAAAAGCUUUGACCAACUUGCUGAUGCAUUAAAAUAAAGUUUUCAAGACAUAAUGACAAAGUUUACAGAGUACUUGCCUGUAAAUUACCAGACUGUAGCUAAGAACCUGAAUAAUGAAAUAAAAGUUGUACACCUGUCCUAUUUUAUAUUUGGAUGUGUCAAAUUAUGGAAUACAAAGAAAAAUUGCUGUAGAGCAGUUUAAAAAAAAAAAGACCUUGAUCUGAAUAAAUACCUCUCAGAAAUCACAACAUUAGUGUUUCAAUUUGUUGUGCAUCUGCUGCUGCUGAAACCAGCCAUGUGUAUCAAGUCAGGGAAGAGGCAGGCAAGCUUGUUUAGAGGCUGCUUGCUGCUCCCCCAGCCACACCAAAGCAGAAACCGAAAUCCACUACUCUGUUGAAGACAAUAUCAGAACUUGAAUGUCCAUUUAAAUAAGAGACAAAUAUAGGAAUGUGUACAAAAUUGUCACGCAUACCGUUCCUCAAGUGAUAAGUAAGGAAGUGUUGAAAGAGAAAGUGAACAGCUGAUUCCAGUAAAAAGUGAUACAAAUUGAGAUCUAUUUGUCCCCCUCCAAUCUCCUAAAAAUCAAGAAACAACAACAACAAAAAAAACCUAGAAAUUCCUGAUUCUUCUUAUGUUUUCAACUGGUAAGUUGAAUAUCAUAUAUCUUCCAAAGUAAGAUUAAGCUAUUAAAAGCAGGUACUUUCCUGCAGAAAUUCAGGAGUAAUAGACAAGAACAGAACAGGACAGAAGAGAUGCUUAUUACUUAUCUGUCUUUCAAAGAAUGUUUUUUUUUUAUUUUUCAUUUGCAUUUCUACUUUAAGCUUGAUUUUAUGCAUUCCCAUACGCUUUGCUUCUUCAGUGCUGUACCUCUACACUAAUACUUUCUAAUCUAAAUUAUUUGGUUAAAUUCAUCCCUUUCAUCCACUGCAUACUUUUUAUUUAUUCAAGCAUCUUUCCAGGGGUACACUUAAAGCAACCAUUGCUUCUGAAGUACUUUGUCAGAAAUAGUGAAAAGAAAAGGGUAAGUAUGCACUGGAAAUACAUGCCUGUUCCUUGUCUAAUAGCUUAAGAGGCUGCUGCAGUCAAAUGUGAACUGAAGGCAUCUCCAGCUGCAAAAGAAAAAAAACUAUCUCUUCCCAUCCAAGCUUUCCACUGAAACCAUUCCUUAGAUUAAUUCCUUAGGCAGUUCCACUGAGCAAACUUUAGUAAAUAUCUCUCCAGAACAAUCAUAAACUUGAAGGGAUGUUAACAGCAACAAAACAAAAUCCUACUGAGGGGGAUUUUAUGAGUAACAAAAGCUCAGAUGAAAGCCCUAAGAAGAUUGGAGUGAUUAUUUUACAGGUGCUACUCUUUGGCAAGCGAACAACUAGGAACAGAGAAAAAAAUAUUAUUAAAAAAACAAUAAUGCUUUAGAUACAUCAGAAACAAUUAGCCAUUAGUUUUAAUGUAGCCUGAAGUUAAAUGUGGUUGAGCAACAGAGUAUUCUCCCAGUUGCAUCAUUUAAAGUUCACAGUCUGGGGGAAGCAUGGUGCAUUAAGAAAACCAAGAGCCUUCUGUGAAUUUUGUGUCGAUUAUAUAAUUAACUUUGAUAACAUCAGAUGCAAACCAUCAAGGAAAAAGAGCUUUAAAGAGCUCUUGCAGAUAAGGGAACAUCAGGAAAGUAACAAGAUUUGAACUGGGGAAGGAAAGGAAUGGAAAAGAACUGCACCACACUCUGGUGUGCAAAAGAGAAAACAAGAGCUAGAUAGCAGCUCCUGGUGCGUAUUUACAAACAUAGUGCAGCAAUGGGCUGAGCAGGUUUCUGCUCUGACUCUUCUUUUGUGUCAAGACCAAGCUGUGGCAAAUAUGUUGGUAUUGAUCAAGAAGCAGAAGAGCUUCCAAGUCUGGCUUCUUCCUCCUCCUUAUCUUUCUUCCUUCAGCAGUGCUUGUCAGUGAAGUUAUGAAGAGUGUGUGAUGAAUGUAUAUGUUAACUAUAAUUGCAUCCCAACUGAGCAUGUGGGCAGCUGCUCAAGCAGGAGGGAGUUUGCUCCUCCAGAGAGCAGCAGUAGCAGCUAUGUGAUUUCAGCCUUCACAUACAGCUUCACACAUGCAGCAGCUGUUCGUAAACACUUGCCACCCACACCCUGAAUCUCCAUCCUUAAAACUUGUGAUACCACUAGCACAUGCAAUAAUUCCACACGCUAGCUGCCUAUUAGCUCAGUGGCAGCACUCAUAUUUCCCCUGCUCUGAGUAUAAACCCCUGCCCAAUUCUGAGUAGGAUGUUCACAUUUUGGAUCACUGUAGCUGGACAAUCUUUUUUUUUUUUAUUUUGAGGUAAGAGGAAAAAAUGUAUAUUUAUUUCUUUAACUCUGCCUGAUUAUAUGCUUAUGUGACAUUCAACUAAUGCCUCCUCUAAGCAUGUCUCCUAACUCACAUCUGAUAAGCUUUUAGUUUAAGGAAAUGCCAGAGUAAAUUUCCAUGCUGGCAGGUGAAGGCCAGAACUGAUGUGCAGAAGAAAAGUAAUUCCCUACCCACAUACAGGCAGAUAAACAAGAGACAAGAAAGCACUGCCAGGGCACUGACCCCAGUAGUGGUACCUUCGCACUUGAAGCUCCCAAACCUCCUGUCAAAGCAGCUGGCUUGGUAGCUACUGCCCAAACGAGGCCAGAAUGUGGACUGCUGUGCCAGGAUUACUUGUCUGUUCUCCUUUUCUAGAAUCUGAACUGAAGCACAGAGUCAGUUGUCAGUGAAUAUUCCCUGAAGCACCACCCUAGGCCACCCCAUAUAUUGAAGGUGACCCAGGCAGGUCCAUGCUGGCACCAGCAUGCCCACUGGGACAGGAGGGCUGCAGUUAGGGUAACUGGUGUCACCUGAGCCAUCCCACAUCACCCAGCUCCUCACCAAUUCUGCUCUUCCAUUGACCAUCCCAAAAGGUACAUAAAAGACUUUACAGACUUGCCCUCUUUUUUUCUUGAGCUGUUUUCCUCUAGGAUUUCCUGCUUGUGCCUCCUGAUUAGUGACCAGCUGUGGUUCCACCACUUUCUUGCCAAGAAAUCUGCAUCUGAAGCCUUCUGAGAAGGUGUAUUCCCUGCUCUCCGAACACUGAGAUGUCCAACUGAAAGGAUACAACAUCAACCCCAAAUUAGAAAUACCUUUUGAAUUAAGGAAUUCAAAUUCCUAAAAGAGCUCAUCUCAUUUUAGGAUGAACCAAUAAGUAAAAAAGUAGGAACUUUUUGUCCUUUGGACUAUCCACUUUUGGUAUUGGAGAUGUUGUUGAGCUUUUGCUCUGUGCAAGAAGCCUUCCUCUUUCAUCGGUCUUUCAUCUGAGCGCUUACUGGGAGCUUCUUCACCUAAAUCACACUUGAAAGGCUGAAAUUGUGCUAAUUCUCAGGACAGAAUUGUUAAUUCAAAGGGAAGUCAGCCAUAAAUGAGGUCUAGAAUAUAUUCAAUUCUCUGAAGAGCCUCUACCCAUGUAAACCUAGAGUAAUGUUUCUCUUACAAAGCACAAGUGUGAAGAAAUGUGAGACGAGCAUUUUCUCUUAUUUUUCUUCCACAGUACUCUUGGUGGCUGAUCGCUGUGGUUGGCAUAUGCAAAAACUAUUGCUCAUUUAAAAAAAAAAAAAUCCUAAGUGCUAUACCAGUAAUAAAGAAAACAGUUUGCAUUUCAGAUGAAGAGGAAAUAACGUAUCACAAAAUAUUUACUCUACCCAGAAGAGCAGCAAUUUACAGACAAUUUAACAGCAAUUUGAUUCUUUUUGUGUGUAUAUUUAAAGCUUGCAGCAAUGUUUUCACACUAAGAUUUUCAUUUGUGCAUUAAGUAAUUUUCUUUAAGCCUUAAAAUUUGAUCGGGUAGUAUCUUGAAUUUAAAUUCUCCCAAAGCUAAUAGUGGUCUAGAUGUGAGGUUUUUAUAGCUCAUGGCAUGCAAGG
Lagopus muta (rock ptarmigan) is the source of this 15176-nucleotide messenger RNA. It is a transcript of the gene GALNTL6, whose product is annotated as polypeptide N-acetylgalactosaminyltransferase like 6. The coding region runs from base 54 to 1859 and encodes 601 amino acids. The record is from RefSeq and is a predicted model, not a curated record. The transcript has 13 exons. Gene Ontology annotation, cellular component: Golgi apparatus. NCBI's taxonomy places the organism in Eukaryota, Metazoa, Chordata, Aves, Galliformes, Phasianidae.